AUGGCCCUCCACGUCCGCCCCGAUUUCCUCCCCCCGCAAGCACCGCGAAAUGUAACAACCAGCAUCAUCGACUUUUCCGCCACGGACCCCGCCAUCCCCCGAUACAAGCGACACUUUGCCGCCGUCAUCGACAACUUCAUGACCGAGGAUGAGUGCAAAGAGCUCCUCGCUAUCGCCGAGCAGUCUACUAUAUCCGACAGCACCGACAAAGAACCAACCUGGGAGCGCGCCAUGAUCAACAUCGGCGGCGGUCGACAAGCCAUAGCCACCGACGUGCGCAACUGCGGCCGCAUCAUUCUCGACUCGCAAGACCUCGCCGACAGGUUGUUGGCACGUCUGAACCCGUUUUUUCGGCGCUGGGAGAUGGAUCGGUUAGAGAACAAGUUCGCGGUAACGGGCCAGGCAGGCAGGCAAGUCAUUUAUCAUCUGACGCGACUGAAUGAGAAACUGCGGUUUUUGAAGUAUGUUGGCGGCGAGUACUUUCGGCCGCAUUGGGAUGCGAGCUACCGAACACCCUCUGGGGACGAGGCUUCGCUGUAUACAAUUCAUUUGUAUCUGAAUGGUGACGGAGAAGAGGGCCAGGAUUUGGAAGAGGUGUUGAACCGGCAACAGAUGGAGGAGAGCGGGGAGGAACUCCCAGCCAACGAAGAAGAACAAGGCACACUUCUGGGAGGCGCGACGAGUUUUAUUCCUUCCUGGGAUCAGGAGGAUCAUGCGGUCAGAGUAUGGCCCAAGACCGGACGUAUCCUCGUAUUCCAGCAGAGUGACCUCUUGCACGGCGGCGACUCGGUGUAUCGCGGCACCAAAUACACUGUCCGGACAGACGUGAUGUACUCGAAGAAGCACCCGGCGACAGUUUCAACAGUUUGA
Talaromyces rugulosus is the source of this 870-nucleotide messenger RNA. RefSeq lists its product as uncharacterized. Bases 1 to 870 code for a protein of 289 amino acids. The transcript has a single exon. The record is from RefSeq and is a predicted model, not a curated record. Gene Ontology annotation, biological process: peptidyl-proline hydroxylation to 4-hydroxy-L-proline. Lineage: Eukaryota; Fungi; Ascomycota; Eurotiomycetes; Eurotiales; Trichocomaceae. Gene Ontology annotation, cellular component: endoplasmic reticulum. Gene Ontology annotation, molecular function: iron ion binding; procollagen-proline 4-dioxygenase activity; L-ascorbic acid binding.